AUGUCUGUUAAAUUUGCUAGAUAUGCCAUGGAAUUGCUAAGAUUUAAUGAAGCAGCUGGUGUUGAAGUAGUUGUGAUGGCAUAUCUCCGAAGUAUUUUCAUACCGAGAGUUUUAAGUGCUCUUGAUUGCAAUAUUAUGUCAGGAUGCAAAGGAGAGAUGGGAAAGGUCUUGCUCUUUGUCAUCCAGGGAGUUGCUGCAGCGUUACCACAGUCUUUGGUUUAUGAUUUAUUUCUUCUAGACGCCACCCUAGCGCUCCCCAUCCCUCCAACGCUGGUGUGGGGAAGCUCCUCCGCACUGCCACACGCUCCUCCACGGCGCAGCCACGUUGAUGUCCUCCCAUCCAAGGAGCCCGCCGUGGAGGCGCUCCGCGGCACCGAGCCGCCCACGCGGUGGGUCACGCGGCAGGAGGAUGGAAGACACGGCACACACAUGACACCUACAUCAGCGACACGGGACUCCAUCGAUCUGCCUCCUGCCCCAUGGUUAGCCUCUUUAUCUCCACAACUUCACCUUCCACCAGACCUAGAUGCUAGACAUUUUGAUGUAUGUGUGCUAUAUCUCCUUGCUGCACACGAUGUGUUUGUUGAAAUGGCUCAGAUGAUCCAUAUAUCUCAGCGCAAGCAUGGAAGGGCCAGAGGUGAUCCGAGGCUUGGGUGUUCUGGAGGGAUAGCCAUUUCAAGAAGCUCCAUGGGUCCCGUACCAUUCGAGCCAAGGUCUGUUGAGAAGCCUGUGUCAUUUGACAAUAUUUGUGUUAGGGCAUUUGUAUUAGAUUGUUGUAUAAGAUAG
Molecule: messenger RNA, 786 nt
Organism: Miscanthus lutarioriparius
Lineage: Eukaryota; Viridiplantae; Streptophyta; Magnoliopsida; Poales; Poaceae
Source: the annotation of a GenBank genome assembly